Molecule: messenger RNA, 470 nt
Organism: Paramuricea clavata
Lineage: Eukaryota; Metazoa; Cnidaria; Anthozoa; Malacalcyonacea; Plexauridae
Source: the annotation of a GenBank genome assembly
CGAUAAUAGAUAUCUACGACGCCACUGAGAUGUCAGACACAAACUUGAAUCCAACAAAUCCGGUGUGGGUGCAAAUCACGAUUUGUUUGGCUGUUGUCACGUUCUACACUCCUUCAUUCUUGGAAAUAUAUUAUCUCAGAUUUCCUGAACUAACAAAUGGAUCAACCUUAUCGGAGCAAAGAGUUAGGCUUUCUCAAUUUCUUUCUAGUUGUAUGUUCCUCGCUCUUCGCGUAGUAUUGUUAGCAUACAACCCACAUGAAAUUGGUUUUGCUAUCAAGACAUCUAUUAGACUGUACUAUCAUUACAAAACAUGGUCAAAUCUGCAUCGUGCACCGAAUAUUGUUUCAAUUCAAGAGACAGAAAUCGCAAACGCAUACAGAUACAACGAAAUACCUGUCGUUGUCAUCAACAUCACCGCCGACAUCGACACAAGCAUAAACUAUAAUAGAUACAGAUCUCUAAGCGUAUAA